Coffea eugenioides is the source of this 1167-nucleotide messenger RNA. Its product is annotated as gamma-secretase subunit APH1-like. The transcript has 6 exons. Gene Ontology annotation, cellular component: gamma-secretase complex; membrane; endoplasmic reticulum. The record is from RefSeq and is a predicted model, not a curated record. Gene Ontology annotation, biological process: protein processing; positive regulation of catalytic activity. Lineage: Eukaryota; Viridiplantae; Streptophyta; Magnoliopsida; Gentianales; Rubiaceae. The coding region runs from base 85 to 834 and encodes 249 amino acids. Gene Ontology annotation, molecular function: protein-macromolecule adaptor activity.
AGAAAAGAUUCAUUGAAGCUUGCAAUUAUAUGUGUUUUAGUUAGGACAUGAAGCCCCGAAGCAGAAAAACAUAAAAGAUAAAAAAUGACAGUUGCUGCAGGAAUUGGGUACGCCUUGUUAGCCUUGGGCCCAUCGCUUUCUCUCUUCGUCGCUGUAAUCUCUCAGAAACCCUUUUUAAUACUCACCGUCCUCUCCAGUACAUUGCUAUGGCUGAUGAGUUUGAUUGUUCUGGCGGGAGUUUGGAGGGCGUUUCUCCCCUUCAAAACGACGCCUUCCUCUUCUGCGUGGUUGCCCUAUUCAAUUCUCAUAUUGUCCUCCGUCGUCUUUCAAGAAGGCCUUCGGGUCCUCUUCUGGAGAAUCUACAAGAAGCUUGAAGAUAUAUUGGAUGCUUUUGCUGACAGAGUUUCUAAACCUCGGCUUUUCCAGACUGAUAAGAUGCAAAUUGCCCUAGCUGGUGGUAUGGGUCAUGGUGUGGCUCAUGCUGUCUUCUUCUGUCUCAGCCUUUUAACACCUGCAUUUGGUCCAGCAACCUUUUAUGUGGAGAAGUGCUCACAGAUGCCCUUUUUUCUCGUUUCUUCAAUGAUAGCUCUUGCAUUUGUCACAAUUCAUACCUUCUCAAUGGUCAUUGCUUUCAAUGGAUACGCGGAAGGGAAUAGAGUCGAUCAGCUUAUUGUUCCUGUUGUUCAUCUUGUAGCAGGGAUGCUUACGCUGGUAAAUCUUGCAUCUGGGGGUUGCAUUAUUGGCAUUCCCUUGCUCUACUGCAUGGCUCUCUUCACUUUGCUUCAUUGUGGAAAGAUGGUUUGGAAAAGAUUGGCUGACAGCCAGAACAGAUAGGGGCAUUCGUAGCUACCUCACCCUAUGCUCUUGUACUGGGCAUAUUUGAGGUGUGAUCAUCUGAAUUUAUCAAGACGAUAGUUUAUUCUCUAAGACUGAAAUUAUGAUGUAAUUGGUGCAUGAGAUAUUUUGUGCAUAUCAUGCUCUCCAGCCUGAAAACACCCCCUUUCUUAUCCUUUACAUGCAAUUCCUGUUCAGCCUUGUCUGUUAGAAGGUUGAUUGUCUCCUCUUUUGCCAUUUAACUCCUGCCAUGUAUUUUAUAUGUAGCCCCCUGGAGGAAAAUUGUAGACAAAAAUCCAUGUUAUAAACGUUCAUUUUAUACCUUUGAAUCCA